Messenger RNA from Meyerozyma guilliermondii ATCC 6260, 885 nucleotides. It is a transcript of the gene MCR1, whose product is annotated as cytochrome-b5 reductase. The record is from RefSeq and is a predicted model, not a curated record. Lineage: Eukaryota; Fungi; Ascomycota; Pichiomycetes; Serinales; Debaryomycetaceae. Gene Ontology annotation, biological process: ergosterol biosynthetic process. The transcript has a single exon. Gene Ontology annotation, molecular function: cytochrome-b5 reductase activity, acting on NAD(P)H. Bases 1 to 885 code for a protein of 294 amino acids.
AUGUCUUUAGCUAGAUUCACCCAGCCUCGUGUAUUAUUGCCUGUGGUGGCAGCAGCCACUUCAAUUGGUCUUGUUUACCAUUAUUCCUCCCUUUCCAUCCAAAAUGACACCGCCAAAACUUUCAAGGGUGGUGACGAAUGGAUCGACUUAAAAUUGAAAAAACUGUGGGAUGUUAGUAGUAACACUCGCCAUUUCGUUUUUGAACUCAAGUCCCCGGAAGAUGUAUCCGGCUUGGUCACGGCUUCUUGUUUGAUGACAAAAUUCGUCACCGCCAAGGGUAACAAUGUCAUUAGACCUUACACACCCGUUUCCGACGUUGACCAAAAGGGCACCAUUGACUUUGUUAUCAAAAAGUAUGAUGGCGGUAAGAUGUCCACACACUUCCAUGGAUUGAAAGAGGGCGAUACCGUGUCUUUCAAGGGACCCAUUGUCAAGUGGAAAUGGGAACCCAACCAAUUCCAAUCGAUUGCUCUCAUUGGAGGAGGCACUGGUAUCACUCCAUUGUACCAAUUGUUGCACGAGAUCACCAAGAACCCUGAAGACAAGACCAAGGUCAAGUUGUUCUAUGGUAACCUCACCGAGGAAGAUAUCUUGAUUAAGAAAGAAUUGGAUGAUAUUGCCGAAAAGCACAAGGACCAGGUGAGUAUCACCUACUUUGUCGACAAGGCUCUGGCCAACUGGAAGGGUGAAACUGGUCACAUUGACAAGGAAUUUUUGCAAUCGAAUUUGCCCGGUCCAUCGAAGGACUCGAAGGUUUUCGUUUGUGGACCUCCUGGCUUGUACAAGGCGCUUUCUGGUGUCAAGGUUUCGCCUACGGAUCAGGGAGAAGUGACGGGUGUGUUGGCUGAGUUGGGAUACACCAAGGAGAACGUGUACAAGUUUUGA